Hordeum vulgare subsp. vulgare (domesticated barley) is the source of this 1344-nucleotide messenger RNA. Its product is annotated as deoxyhypusine hydroxylase-B. The coding region runs from base 110 to 1042 and encodes 310 amino acids. NCBI's taxonomy places the organism in Eukaryota, Viridiplantae, Streptophyta, Magnoliopsida, Poales, Poaceae. Gene Ontology annotation, molecular function: deoxyhypusine monooxygenase activity. The record is from RefSeq and is a predicted model, not a curated record. The transcript has 7 exons. Gene Ontology annotation, biological process: peptidyl-hypusine biosynthetic process.
CCGGUUCCUCUUCUCUUACCGCCGCCGCCGCCGCCGACGACGACGACGACGAAGGGGGAGGAGUGAGCAGCAGCGUGAGCGCCGUCCGAAGGUCGUACGGAGGGGCUCGAUGGCGUUCGAGUCGUCGGCGGAGACGGAGCGGUUCCUGUGCGAGCGGCUGCUGGACGGGGCGCAGCCCAUCGCGGAGCGGUUCCGCGCGCUCUUCUCCCUCCGCAACCUCCGCGGCGACGGCCCCCGCCGCGCCCUCCUCCAAGCUGCAAGGGAUCCUUCCAACUUGCUUGCACAUGAGGCUGCAUUUGCACUUGGACAAAUGCAGGACGCUGAGGCUAUCCCUGCAUUAGAGGGAGUUCUCAAGGAUCUUUCACUGCAUCCAAUCGUCCGCCACGAGGCUGCUGAAGCCCUUGGAGCUAUUGGCUUGGAAAAGAGCAUUUCCCUGUUGAAAGAGAGUUUAGCAGCUGAUCCUGCUGUGGAGGUGCAAGAAACAUGCGAGUUGGCUCUUAGACGGAUAGAAGGGCAGAAGAAUGCUAGUGGCGCUGAAAGCACAACAAUUUCUCCUUAUCUAUCUGUUGAUCCAGCACUCCCUGCCAAGCAAGGACUUUCGGUAGAACAACUAAGGGAGCUUCUCCUCAAUGAGCAAGAAAAGAUGUAUGAACGUUAUGCAGCUCUUUUUGCGCUUAGGAAUGACGGCGGAGAUUAUGCUGUUUCUGCUAUCAUUGAAUCUCUAGGUGUGAAAAGUGCUCUUCUGCGCCACGAGGUCGCUUAUGUGUUGGGUCAGCUGCAGAACAAAGCAGCUUCAGAUGCACUUUCUGGUGUUCUCCAGAAUGUUAAUGAGCACCCAAUGGUCAGGCAUGAAGCUGCCGAGGCCCUUGGUUCGAUUGCAGAUCAAGAAAGCAUUGCACUUCUAGAGCAAUUCGCCAAGGACCCUGAGCCCAUCGUCUCCCAGAGCUGUGAGGUAGCUCUCAGCAUGCUUGAGUACGAAAGAUCGGGGAAGUCAUUCGAGUUCCUGUUCCUACAGACUCCUCAGGUACAGCAGGAGUCCUGAGCCCAGCCAGGUCCAGGGCAAGAAGGGCGAUGCCCCAAGGCCCGGGGAAAAUAUAGGCCUAAUAUCAUUAGAUUCUGAUAUGCGUAUGAGCUAAAUAUAUUCACAUGGACUUGCAUGAGUCUGUAAUUUCUUCAAAAUCUCAAGUUGGCCUCCACACGGGUUGUAUUUGAACUGGCGAGUAGAAUUCUGGUUUCUGUUUGAUAUUGCUGCUUGCAUGAUGUGUGUCAUGUAGUUGUAUUGGACGAGGCGCAAAGAACACAUGAGCAUGGUGUUCGAUAUGAAAGGCUUCCCUUUUAUUGCUU